Molecule: messenger RNA, 1780 nt
Organism: Prorocentrum cordatum
Lineage: Eukaryota; Dinophyceae; Prorocentrales; Prorocentraceae
Source: the annotation of a GenBank genome assembly
CCGCGGCGGCGAUGUGGGGCCUCCUCGGCGGGGACGCCGACGCCUCGCGGCCGCGGCCCGCGACGCGGCUGCCCCCGGGCCUGGCCACGCGGCUGCCGCCCGCGCUGGCCACGCGGCUGCCGCCUGUCGUCGACGGUGUGCACUCGUUCAGCACCAGCCUGCUGAGGCGCACGGAGGACCGACACGGUGUGCGUGCUGCCCCACGCUGGGGCCCGCAGCCUCGGCCUCGCGCUGCUGCAGCGCACGAGCGCGGCGCUGGACCUGCUGCUGGCCGUCGGGCCGAGCGACCAGGGGCUGGAGCUCGAGGACCCCGACGAGCCAGAGGCCGCGCCCGACGGCUCGGGCCCGCUCGUGAGCGUGUGCCGGGCCCUGCCCUUCCCGGAGGACGGUCCGGUCGUUCGUCGUGGAGCUGGGCUCCUCCGCGCGGGUGCGUGUGACGGCUUGCCUGCAGCACACGUGCAGCGAGGUGCUGCAUAGAAUGGGCGUCGACGAGCUCCUUCAGCACCUGGUGCGCGCCGGCGACGGCCGCGCCGAGGCGCUCGGCUCCAGGCCAGGAGAGCGCGUCCGGCAGCUUCUCCUCCAGGACAUCCCGCGCCGCACUUUGAAGGGGCGCCGACUCGCGGGGGCCGGGCCGUACCUGGGCCACCAGGUCGUCAGGCUCCGGCUGCUCAGCGCCCGCAUCGCGCAGAGGGCGCUGGGCGACCGCGGCGCCGCCUUGGCGGACAGGGCAGGCUCCCUGAUCGACUGCGCCCUUGAGAGGCUGUGCGCCCACGGCGGCCUGGACCCCGCCUGGUGGGAGGAGGAACUUGUCGCCCAGGACGGCGCCAAGGCCAAGCGGGAGGGCUCGGGCGCAGACGACGACGUCUACAUGUCCGUGACGUUCCGCCUCGUGGUGAAGAACUCCUUCAUCGAGGCCCUGGAGGUGUCCGAGGACUCGGGCGGCAUCGGCGUCUGCGACCUGCGGCGGACGGUGUCCGACCCUGUGCUGUUGCGCCCAAGGUGUGGCAGUGGCAGCAGCUCCAGCGGCGGGGUGGCGUGGCCGCCGCCGGUCGACAGGCGCCCCGCGCCCGCGCCCCGGCCUCCGCUGGCCGCCCCGGGCGGCGGCAGGGGCGUGGCGGCGGGCGGCGGCGACAGCGGCGCCGGCCCCGAGGCCGCCGUCGAGGCCCCUGGCGGCGCGCUGCUCUGCGGCCCUGGCUGCCCAGUCGAGGCCGCUGAUGCUGACGAGGGCCGUGCUCUGGUGAUGCUCCACGCCAUCCCGGACGAGUGGACGCGCGCGACGGUGGUGGAUUUCCUUCACUGCCGGGGCGCCGAGGGCAGGUACAACUUCGUGUACCUCCCGAUGGACUUCUCGCGUGGCAGAUGCCUCGGGUACGCCCUCGUCAACUUUUGCGAGGCGGCGGACGCCGCCAAGCUGCUCCAGGACAUGUCGGGCGAGCUGCCCAGCGAGGCCCCCGCGGCGGGCGUCGCGGGUGCCUCGCCUCGUGCAACUUGGAACGAGCCUUCGUACAGCGUGGAGGAGCUGGUUGAGAAGUACCGGAACAGCCCGGUGAUGCACUCCACCGUGCCGGAGGAGUUCAAGCCGCUGCUGUUCGAGAAGGGCCGGCGCUUGGCCUUCCCGCCGCCCACGAAGGCGAUCCGGCCACCCCGCAUCCGCCACUCCAAGGCGGCCAGCGACCCACGGCAGCGUCCCGCUCGCGCCUGACGGUGCUGCGAGUCGCCGGCCGAGCGGUCCCCGUCCAGGGCGGGGAUCUGUCCGGAUUGGCGGCGAGCCAAAGGGGGG